Messenger RNA from Vicia faba (fava bean), 645 nucleotides. The record is from the annotation of a GenBank genome assembly. NCBI's taxonomy places the organism in Eukaryota, Viridiplantae, Streptophyta, Magnoliopsida, Fabales, Fabaceae.
AUGAAAAGUGCUGCCUUUCACAAUGUAUUAGUGAGAAAGUACAGAUUCCAAACCCACAGCUACAAUUAUAACAGCGCCGAGGUAUGUCUGCCAGGACACAGAAUUCCAAGUCAGUUCAAACAACGAUCCACCACAUACGCCUCCUUAACUAUUGACGUUCUCAACUGGGUGGGCUUCAUUUUAGCAGUUGUUGUUACUCCAUCUAACAUAACACAAGAGGGUGAAUACUUUGUUGGAAUCCUAUGUCAGUGCUAUUCGGAAGAUGGAAGGACGGAAGUGGGAAAUAAGUCUAAGUGGAAGCCUAAACUGGUUACAGAUUUGGAAAUGGAUCAUAUUUUUGUAUGGUAUGAUCCAUUCCUUUGUGACACCAUACUCAGAAGGAAUGAAAGAAAGGUUUCUUUUAAAUUCUAUAUUACAACUUAUACAACUAGUGGCAGAGAACUUGGUGACCUUUUAAAAAUCAAAGAGUGUGGGGUUUGUCCAAUUUACUACUCAGAAAGUCAGAAGGUUUUAGGCACAGGGAAUUUAGACAAGGACUUGGAAAAAGAGUUGUAUCAGGAAAUUGAACAUGAGAGAUCAGUUGAAGGCUAUGAUGAGGGAGAAGGCAUUGAUAUCCAAAUAGGAAACACAGACACAAGAGCUUAA